Strongyloides ratti is the source of this 1623-nucleotide messenger RNA. RefSeq names its product 60S ribosomal protein L7a. The transcript is spliced from 7 exons. NCBI's taxonomy places the organism in Eukaryota, Metazoa, Nematoda, Chromadorea, Rhabditida, Strongyloididae. The record is from RefSeq and is a predicted model, not a curated record. The coding region runs from base 1 to 1623 and encodes 540 amino acids.
AUGAGUUGGUUAAGUAUUAGUUUAGCUAUUGUCUUAGGAGGUACAUUAAUAAUACUCCUAAUAGGGAUAGCAUUAGGAACAAUAAAAAAUCCAACAUUUAUAAUUAUAUCUGUUACUGGACUUGCAAUUUCUUUUCUAUGUCUUAUGCUUUAUUUAAUUCUAAAAUAUUCUUCAAAAUCAUUUAAAAAUAUAAGAAGAAAACCUAAAAAAAAAAGAUUUAUGAAUAUAAAUUCAAAAAGACAAAUAAUAAGAAAACACGAUCCUAUAGAUCCAGAUACAACAGAAAUUUUAAUGAAAUCUAUUCGUGGCAUUCCAUAUUUAAUACAAGCUAUACAAUAUUCAAUGGAAACAACAUAUUAUCCAUCUUGUCAGACAGACAUUGGUACAGCAUCAGUUAUUCAUACUGCGCCUGGAUGUACAAGUGUUUUAGAUUAUGAUUCAGAAGAAGAACGAGAAGAAUUAAUGAAAAGAAUUACUCCUAGAAAUAGUGGACCAGAAGAAAAAUGGUUACCUGAAGAUCCCAAAAAAUGGACAAAUCAACAAUUACGUUUAUCAAUGAAUCGUGCAUCACAAUCAUUAUUAGUUUUUCCAUAUUCUGAAUCUAAUACUAAAUCAAAUUCUUUUGAUAAAGAUUCUAAUGUUGAUUUAGAUUGUAUUAAUUUAACACCAAGAUUAUCAUUUGAAAAUACAGAAUAUACACCUGUAACAAAAAUAUUGACAAAUGAAUUGUCCCCAAGAACAUCUGAAAUUCGUUGUAUUAGUAUGAGUUCAGCAUUUCUUAACAAAUUAAAUUCAAGUUUUAAGCAAACAAAUGAUAUUUUGAUUAUGCCUUCCACAAAAAAAGUUGUAAAAAAGAAGGUAGCUGCCCUUCCAGCUCAUAUGAAAGCAAAGGUUCAAAAGAAACCAGUUAAUCCACUUUUCGAAAAGCGUCCUCGUUCCUUCCAUAUUGGUGGAAAUAUUCUCCCAGAAAGAGAUUUAACUCACUUUGUUAAAUGGCCAAAAUACAUUCGUAUCCAAAGACAAAGAGCAGUUCUUGCUAAACGUUUGAAGAUUCCACCACCAAUAAAUCAAUUUAGACAAACUUUGGAUAAAAAUAAUGCUCUCAAUGUUUUCAAACUUUUCGACAAAUAUGCUCCAGAAUCUAAACAAGCUAAGAAAGAGCGUUUAGCUAAGCGUGCUGAAGAGAAAGCUAGCGGAAAAGCAGAAACUAUUACUAAGCGUCCAAACACUGUUGCUUAUGGAAUCAAGGAUGUAACUAGACUUGUUGAAACCAAGAAAGCUUCAUUUGUUGCUAUUGCUUUUGAUGUUGAUCCAAUCGAAAUUGCUCUUUUCCUUCCAGCUCUUUGCAGAAAAUUUGCAGUUCCAUAUGUUAUCGUCAAGGAUAAAUCACGUCUCGGAAAAGUUGUUGGAAAGAAGACAACAUCAUGCAUUGCUCUUACCAAGGUUAAUCCAGAAGACAAUGCUAAACUUCAAUCACUUGUCGAAGUAGCCAACACCAACUUUAAUGGACGAGGAGAGGAAAUUAGAAAACACUGGGGUGGAGCUAUUAUGUCAGCUCGUUCUCAAGCAAGAAAGCAAAAAUUCGAAAGAAUCCGUGCUUCAGAACUUGCAACUAAAAUCUAA